GGCCGUACAGGGACCCAGGUCACACUGUGGGCCAGCAGCAGCGUGACCAGGAGGUACGGGGGCCCAUGGCCGAUAUGGGGCCUGGCGGAACCUAUGGAAGUCCUGGAAUCUGCCAGCAACCUAUGUCAAAAUGGACAAAGCACAGUAGUGUAAGGAGACCUCAAAGUGGCACAUGGCAGAGUGUAAGCAAUGGGAGGCCCAGCAGCAGCGUGACCAGGAGGUACGGGGGCCCAUGGCCGAUAUGGGGCCUGGCGGAACCUAUGGAAGUCCUGGAAUCUGCCAGCAACCUAUGUCAAAAUGGACAAGCACAGUAGUGUGAGGAGACCUCAAAGUGGCACAUGGCAGAGUGUAAGCAAUGGGAGGCCGUACAGGGACCCAGGUCACACUGUGGGCUCAGCA
Staurois parvus is the source of this 399-nucleotide messenger RNA. The record is from the annotation of a GenBank genome assembly. Lineage: Eukaryota; Metazoa; Chordata; Amphibia; Anura; Ranidae.